This is a messenger RNA of Drosophila bipectinata, 1077 nucleotides long. RefSeq names its product Krueppel homolog 2 (gene Kr-h2). Gene Ontology annotation, biological process: membrane organization; endoplasmic reticulum tubular network organization. NCBI's taxonomy places the organism in Eukaryota, Metazoa, Arthropoda, Insecta, Diptera, Drosophilidae. The record is from RefSeq and is a predicted model, not a curated record. Gene Ontology annotation, cellular component: membrane; endoplasmic reticulum.
UUCACUGAGGAGCCGCAUCUCUAGAAAGCAGGAGAGAAACCAAGACGUAUUAAUUUACGUGUAAAUUUAUUGUCAUAUCACAGGAAAGUUGGACUAGCUGCCAAUUGGCUGACUGAAAAAUCCCGAGGAAUAGCAAAGAACCAAAGCCGCCCCAAGAUGAGCACAGCCACUGAACAAACACCGCGCACUGACAGCGCCGAGAACAACAGCUCGGAAAGCUCCUCCCAGCCACAGCAGGAGCAGCAACAGCAGACGCAAUCACAGAAGCCGCAUCUCAAGCUCUUGCAACAUUUCCAAACAAACCGGAUCGACUCUGCCCUGUGGGCCCUGCGUCUUCUGGCUAUUUUCUUCACCAUCAACUAUGUUCUGCCCAUUUUCACUUCACAACAGAGCUCCUUCAGCAAGGUUCUUCUGGCCAAUGCCGCCAUCUCAGCGCUGCGUUUGCACCAGCGCAUACCCGCCUUUUCUUUCAGCCGCGAGUUCCUCGCCCGUCUGUUUGCCGAAGACUCCUGUCAUUACAUGAUGUACUCGCUGAUCUUCUUCAACAUUCGACCAUCGUUGCUGGUUCUGAUUCCAGUUUUGCUUAUCUCCGUCUUGCAUGCCUCCAGCUACUCGCUCAAACUUCUUGAUCUUAUUGGUCAGAACUCGUGGUGGGGGGCCCGUUUCAUCAUCUCUAUCGUGGAAUUCCAGGCCGCCAAUAUUCUCAAGGCCACGGCUUUCUGUGAGAUCUUCAUUAUGCCCUACGCCAUUGUUUUAACCUUCAUGAGCCACGCUGGUCUGAUGACGCCCAUCAUCUACUACCACUACUUGGUGAUGCGUUACAGCUCGCGCCGCAAUCCUUAUCCUCGCACCGCUUUCGCCGAGCUGCGUAUUACCUUCGAGACGCUGGCCGCCCGUUCUCCGCCCGCUGUGGGAAAGAUCAUUCGUGGAGGUAUUGGAUUCGUGAGUCGUCUGGCGCCGCAGCCACAACCGGCCCCGGCUCAACAGUAAUUGAAUAAAUGUGGGGGGAAAUAAAACAAUCAAAUAACAUUUGUAAAAUCACUUCAAAUUCACACACGCUCACCUACGAGAUCGGUA